AUGGAGAGGGACCAUGGCCAGCUCUCCGCGCAGGCGGCCCUUUUCCAGGAACGGUACACCCGUUACGAGAACUUCAUUGAUGCCAUCUUAGCGUCUCGGCUACACCUUGCAACCGUAGUGUCGGGUCAAGACGGACCGAAAAAUCUCGUCAACCCAUCCACCGGAGCCAUUUCCCAAGACGAAGCUGCUCCCACCCAGAAUACCCCACAUAUACAACGAAGAAUCAAUAAGCGGUCCUUGCUUCUGGACGUGAGUACCUAUAUCCUCUCAUCUGGAAGUUGCCCUAGACAAUCCAUCAAAGCUCAGUCUGUUGAGGGCCCUCUGGCAACAUCCCUCGACUGGAAGGAGACCGUGCAGCCGUUGCAGUCUCAACAAGCUCUGCAACGAGUCAUGUCUACAAGAAGCGCAAAACGCGAUUGCGACUAG
Molecule: messenger RNA, 426 nt
Organism: Aspergillus novofumigatus IBT 16806
Lineage: Eukaryota; Fungi; Ascomycota; Eurotiomycetes; Eurotiales; Aspergillaceae
Exons: 2
Coding region: 1-426 (141 amino acids)
Source: RefSeq, a predicted model, not a curated record